AUGCCCCACGGAAGAGGCGGCGUUAGUGGCCACACAGGCAGUGGUGGGGGUCGUGGUGGUGGGAGCCCGGCUUCCCACAGUCACCCUCGCCGUGAUCAUCACCGCGGCCGCGCGUCGCUGCAGCAGACCUCGCCAGAUGCAGCAGGUACUAACGAAUAUUUUCAGAUGUUGCCCGGCACUAACUUAGCAAUGUCACGGCGAGGGGAGAUUGGCAGUCAAUGCCUUUACCCGCCGCAACUGUCAGAUAGGCAGUAUCAGCGUCAUAAUCACUAUAGUCAUGAUCAAUAUCUUCAUCAUCAGCACUACGAGCGGCUUGCAUCCCCAUCUUCCAUGCCAUAUGAUCGGGUGCCAAGAGCGGCAACCGUCUUUAACAUUGAAUCUGGUAACACUUCUCUUCCGUCGCAGGCGGCAACCAAUAGUGGCGAACCCUCAUUCUUUUUGACAGGGUGUCAUGAAUACAUUCAUCGCACACAGGUAGGAUCAGCGCCGUCUCAACAAAUGUAUGCUCCUCCAUCUGUUAACAGUGCAAGGGAAUGGAAUAGUGGUAGCGGCCAAGGAAGACCUUCCUCGCGUCGUCUACCGCUUUCUUACGCACAAGAAAGGCAAGGUGGUAUUUUUUACACCGGCCAACGUGAAGGCGGCAGCAGAAGCAGUAGUAGGAGUAGUAAUAUGCGAUAUAGAGAUGGGCAAACAAACUGGGCUCCGGCCCCUGUCGAUGUGAACGAUGGAAAUGAGCACAGAAGGGUUCCUCGCAUGCAUGAUGUUAGUCACCGAUGGAUACAACAGCAACAGUAUCCUCUUUCUGUGCCAGAGGCAGGUUUUUUGUGUAGUACGUCUCCGUCAGGUGAACGGAGCGAUAAUCUUCUUCCAAAUCCUUGGUGCUCUGCAAAUUCAGCAGAUCCAGGUACCGUAUUCACACCGCAUGGUGGGAGCAGCAGUGGCAGCGGCAGUACCUGCCAUUAUGCCAACCAAUAUUAUCCUUCUUCUAGCUAUAUCACUGUUGCUGCGCCUGUUGGGGCGGCAGUGCCAACAAACGCCGAGGUGACGACAUCGAUGGCGCAGGCGUGCACGAAGGCGUCAGUGGCGAUCGGUGAAGGUGGCGGGUGGACACCGACGGGGACUAGGAGAGCGGAACGGGAGGAACAGGAACAACAGCAACAACCGCAAGUCGGAAAGAAAGAGAAAAGCCAGAUGAUCGCUGCACGUCUUUCUUCUCAAGGCACUCACGAUAGUAUGGCGCCUUCGCACGAAGUGGCUCCCCUUGCGCCCACGCCGCCAGAGUUGUUGCCCGAGCAAUCACAGCAGUCGGUCCAGGAGGCGGCAGCGAGCGAGGACGAGAGACCCUUCUCCAAUUUUCUCCCGCCAAAGCGUCUGGAGCAUGCGGACCGCAUGACCUGUUGCUUGGACCUUGAUGACACGCUGGUGCACACUUUUGAACAGCGCCCGUGGUGGUGGGACCCUGAGAAGAACCCGCGCCAUUUCGAGAUUGAAGUUGAGGUUCCCAUGCACCCGAGCGAGUACGACGGUCCUGUUGACAAUACCAGCGAUGUCAGUGACGCCAGCGGUGUUCAUGUGGUAAGAGCGCCUCCGCGGGGUGUCGGGCGUCUACCGAAUCGCGAGCGGCUUUAUGUGUGCAUUCGGCCGCACGCGAUGGAGUUUCUAGAGUUCUGUCUCGCGAAUUUUGAGGUGGUUUUCUUCACCACCGGCACAGAGGAGUAUGCGCGGCACAUCUUUGAUCACCUUGAUCCAGGCCAUGUGGCCCACCGGCUGUACCGCCAUCACUGCACAUUCGUAGGGGAAGACAAAUACAAAAAGGACUUGCGGCUUAUGGGUCGCCCUCUCGACCGCGUGUUUCUAUUAGACGACCGUGGACCAGAGGUGAGCUUUCAGGAGCAGAAUGUUUUGCUCUGCGAGCCUUUCAUCCUUAAUAGUAAUGAAGCAUAUGAUCGUGCCGUGAACGAUGAUGAAUUGCUUGGGUACAUGCAACUACUCGAGAUACUUGCAAAACUGCCAAGUAGCGUUGCACUGAAUGUGAUAAAGGAUUACCAAGAAAAGAUAAAUGAGGUAAUGAGAGCAAUGGAGAUCCCGGGAAAUCCACCUGCCACAGAUAAUGAAAAAUGA
Trypanosoma grayi is the source of this 2121-nucleotide messenger RNA. Its product is annotated as Dullard-like phosphatase domain-containing protein. Gene Ontology annotation, molecular function: phosphoprotein phosphatase activity. Bases 1 to 2121 code for a protein of 706 amino acids. Lineage: Eukaryota; Euglenozoa; Kinetoplastea; Trypanosomatida; Trypanosomatidae. The record is from RefSeq and is a predicted model, not a curated record. The transcript has a single exon.